AUGGAUCUGGUCUCGAAGCACAAAUUGGCAGGAAAGAUGGGCGAGGAAGCUGCUUCUGGUAGUGAUCAGUCGAAUGUUAGUGACGAUAUGCAGAGAGCGAACGAGUUGCUGUCAUUACACCAGAAUGUCAAGAUGAAGCACGUUGAGCAAGGAUUUGAUCCGGAGCUUACGAAGGCGAGGCAGGAAAUUGCCCAUAUUCUCAGGAAACUUGAACAGGAUCGAUGA
Lithohypha guttulata is the source of this 225-nucleotide messenger RNA. RefSeq lists its product as uncharacterized. The coding region runs from base 1 to 225 and encodes 74 amino acids. The record is from RefSeq and is a predicted model, not a curated record. The transcript has a single exon. Lineage: Eukaryota; Fungi; Ascomycota; Eurotiomycetes; Chaetothyriales; Trichomeriaceae.